AUGUCAAAUGAUAUACCCACUCGAGUUUCUGUCUUAGCACCUUCGCAUAUGCAGUCUUCUAAUAGUAUUACAACUAGUACAAGCUCAGCAUCCAUGAUAUUCAAUCAAACUGCUUCUCCUAGCGCUGCUUUUGAACAAGUAUCUGGAAAACCUAAUUCUGGUAAUUCAGGGAUAGUUGGGCUUGCCAUUGGAUUACCAAUUGGUAUAUUUUGUAUUUGUCUAAUACUAGUUAUGCUAUAUUUCUACUUUAAAAAAUCGCAUGCUCAAAAAAUGAGUCAGUUUUAUUCACCAAGAAACAUAAAUAAUAACAGUCAGACCCCACAUAGUAAUUGGAUUUCAGAAUUUUUAUAUGGUAAUAAUACCCCAUUAUAUUCAUCAAAGGGACUAUAUCCAAUGACUGGAAAGGAUUGGGCACCACAUGAAGGUGUCUCAGCGAAAAUUAAAUAUCAUAUUUCUCAACCAGUUAUACCGGAAGAACAUAUUCAAUCACCCAGAGAUAUCAUAUCUAAAGAAAAAAAUAAAGAGAUUAAUCAAAAUAUGUAUCUAAAUAACACUAGUCAUAUAUCAAAGAAAUUUAUCAGAACACCCAGAACAAUAACAGGACAAUAUCUGCCAUCUGAGUUACCUCUUGAAUUAGAAAAAACAGAAGAAUCUUUAGAUAUGACCAUGGCUAGGUGGUUUCAAAAUGGUACUACAUAUAUUAAAAACUAUUCAUUUGCUUUACCAACAGCUUUAAAAACGCCAACUAUUCAAUUGAAAAAAAUGAAUUUUUUGAAUAAUAUAGAGAAGGGAUUUGUUGAUCUUGAAAAGGAUCAAUAUUAUGAUGAACGAUCUCCGAUACUAAGUGAGGCGGAUACAAAUAUCCCUUCAAAGUAUGAUAGUCUAUUUAAAAAUGAUAACAUUAGCUCUCUUGAAGUUUCUACUAAACACGAGUCUAUAACAUAUGGUACGAUAAAAGAGCAAGUUUUAGAAAUCGCAACCCCUAAAAAUGCCAAAAUGGGGCAUUUAAUAGAUACUAAUAUAAUAGAUGUUAAAAAUAUACCAAAGAAGAAGAAGAAAAGUAAAAGAAGAAAAAAAUAUUUAGAGUCAAAACCAUUACCAUUGACACCAAAUUCAAAAUUAAUUAAGGAUAAUAAUGAUAACAAUAAUAAUAGCGAAUUUAAAGAAAUUAAAAAAAGCAUAGUAGGAACUGAUGAAUUCAAGCCUGGCGCUGUCUGCCGAGUAGUAGAAGAAUAUUCACCAAUACUAAAAGAAGAAAUUCAUUUGUAUGUCGGAGAAUUUGUAAAAAUAUUAACCACGCAUACUGAUGGUUGGUGCAUAGUGGAAAAAUGUCAUUUUGAUGGAUCCACUAAAACUUUAAUUAAUUUUGAAAAAACAGAUAUUUCAGGAAUGGACUAUUUAAAUGAAGAUAGGGGGAUUGUUCCUGGUAAGGUAUUAAGGAAGUAUAAUCCUGGGGCUGUGUAA
Molecule: messenger RNA, 1464 nt
Organism: Henningerozyma blattae CBS 6284
Lineage: Eukaryota; Fungi; Ascomycota; Saccharomycetes; Saccharomycetales; Saccharomycetaceae
Gene: FUS1
Product: Fus1p
Exons: 1
Coding region: 1-1464 (487 amino acids)
Molecular function (GO): protein binding
Source: RefSeq, a predicted model, not a curated record